UGAAGAGGGAAGUUUGUAAGCAGUUCACUAGGAGCAAGAGGAAGAAGGAAAAGAGGAAGAAGAGCCAGACACCAGAUCCUGCUCCUGGAAGAUUAGGGGGGGUUGAAGACAUCUGUUCUCUCAGCCAUCUGGUAAAUAAGGAGUCUUCAAGUGGAAGCAGCAGACAAGGGCAGAUGAUAUUCUCCCUGCAGCCUGUACUCGUGUAUGUCUGGAACCUCUUGGCAUUUUGGAGGUAGAAGCCCUCACCCUGUAGGACUGAAUGGCCCAAGAUAUGACAGAGAAAGAGCUUCGGAAGAUGGAACUUGACCAGCUGAAAAAGGAGGUGAAGAAUGAAAGACAAAUGAUCUCCAAGACGGGCAAAGAGCUCGUGGAAUACAUAGAAUCCAUGGCAGCGGAGGAUCCUCUGUUAAAAGGAAUUCCUGAGGACAAGAAUCCUUUUAAAGAGAAGGGAGGCUGUAUAAUAAACUGACCCCCACUGCUCACAGACAAACAUGCAACUGCUUCCUCUUGCAAAACCCAGACUGCCAGUAUUCUGCCUGUUCCAUAGCAUGAUCUUUGCAGAGUGGAACAGCCCCAAACUACAUUCUCAUGAAACAUAGCACAUUUACAGCCCACAAAAAAAAAAACACCC
This is a messenger RNA of Alligator mississippiensis (American alligator), 631 nucleotides long. It is a transcript of the gene GNGT2, whose product is annotated as G protein subunit gamma transducin 2. NCBI's taxonomy places the organism in Eukaryota, Metazoa, Chordata, Crocodylia, Alligatoridae. Bases 260 to 469 code for a protein of 69 amino acids. Gene Ontology annotation, cellular component: heterotrimeric G-protein complex. The record is from RefSeq and is a predicted model, not a curated record. Gene Ontology annotation, molecular function: G-protein beta-subunit binding. The transcript is spliced from 4 exons. Gene Ontology annotation, biological process: G protein-coupled receptor signaling pathway.